GUUCAACUGCGCCUACCAGAAACUUAGCCGUCGAGUGAGGAAGUGGACCUGGCAGCGAGCCGGAGGGAGGAUGGGAGGCGAUCUGGGAUCUGCUCCGGUCGAGGCGCUACCGUGGUGGAGGGCGGAGGAGGAAGCGAUAAAGAUCGAGCCGGCGGAGAAGAAGGAGAAGGCGAUGGUGGUGGAGGAGGAGGACAAGACGGGGUGGAGGUGCUGGAAACACCCGAUGCAGUCUCCCGGAGGAAUCUGCGCCGCUUGCCUCCGAGAUCGCCUCCUGCGCCUCUGCCCUGACUGCGCGAGCCUCCGCCCGUGCGGCUGCUUCGCCUCCCCUUCCUCCUCCGCUUCCUCCUCCUCCGGAUCCUCCAGAUCUUGCCGAUGGAUCGCCGGAGAAGACGCGGGUUUGGGGCAGGUGGGGACCGUCUCCCGUCUCAUCGCCAGAGAGCCGGCCUUUCGGCGGUCCCGAUCGGUCGGGAUCCCUCUCGUAACGUCGCGAUCAGUGGCGGCCGUUACGGCGGAGGGCGACGAUCCAUCACCUCCCUCGAAGGCGCGGGGCGGAGGAAGGGGAUGGACUUUUUUCUGGCUGUUCUCGAGGUCGGCGGGGGAGGGCAAGAAGGAUCCGCCGCCGGCAGGUUUGUUCCGAUCCAGGACGGUGGCGGUGGGGCGCUCUUCCAUGCGCGGCUGGGGCCUUCCGGAAGAGGAGGAGAAGAGGAAGCCGGGGCGGAGGUGGCACUUUCCAAGCCCGAUGAAGGUAUUCCGGCAGCUGAAGCAGCCCGCCAAGACGGCGGCAGGACACGAACGAUCGCCGGUGUGGCGCGGAUAAAGGUAAAGAUAAAGGAAAAGCUAAAGUAUGAAAGGAAGGCGACAAGGAGCUGAUGGAGGUGUGAUGUGUGGACUAUGGAAGCCUUGGGACUAAGUUUUAGAAAUCUAUAAAGACUUGUAUUUAGACUAUUGGAGUUUUUGCCACCAUGUGAUGAUUUGGUUUAGCUUCUUAGAUGUUUUAUGUUUUAUAUUUAUUAGAACUGCGUGGUUGUUUGUUUAA
Messenger RNA from Zingiber officinale, 1036 nucleotides. RefSeq lists its product as uncharacterized. The transcript is spliced from 2 exons. Bases 71 to 817 code for a protein of 248 amino acids. Lineage: Eukaryota; Viridiplantae; Streptophyta; Magnoliopsida; Zingiberales; Zingiberaceae. The record is from RefSeq and is a predicted model, not a curated record.